GUUUCCUUGACGCUGGUUUGGAGACCAGUCCAGCUCGCCUGCAUUCCUCCUCUCUCUAAAGCCUGACCGAUAGAGACAGAGAAAGAAAGGGGGGAGAAAACACCGAUUAUUAUUAUUCCCAACCGUGUUGGAUUUUUAUGACCCACGGAGACGACUCUCGGCGGAAGCACCGACCAGAUAGAGACUCUUAAAAAAUACCCACGUCAAGCCUGCUCCGUUUGGACCUACAAUAACCACAAAAAGGCGUUUUUUCCUCUUUAAAAAUGACGAGACUUUACCGUUAAUGUGCCUGAGUAGGUUUAGCUACCGAAAAGCAGCUUUGGUGAAGCAGCCUCUCCACGGCGGAUAUCUCCUUUUUUUUUUUUUUUUUUUUUUUUAAAUGAGGAUUUGCAAGAUGGCUGAUGACAGCUACCCCUAACAAGGACAGAAAAGCGACGUCCCCUUUAAGAUUAGGAGGGUAUAUUUUUGUGUUUUUAUUAGUUAAAUAACACAAGUAUGGCUGCUUUUAUAAAAUAAUGCCCAUGGGUGAUGUUGACGCUGCCUGUCGGUUGAUGUAGUGUUUUUAUCCGUACCUGGUAGAAAAUGGUGAGGUGACGUCUGAGGUAAUUUACGCGAUUUAAUCGAGAUAAGGAAGUAGAAAAAUAUGUUGUUGGCUAAAGGCUGAGGCGACGACAGGGUGAACAAGGUGGAGACCAAAGUGAAAAGAGGAUAAAAGCUGGAUGAAAUACUAAUCUUUGGCCGAGGAGAUAUUUGAUAGAUGUGUCGGAGGGGGGAAACCAAAAGGCUCUGCAACAGCAGCCAACAUUCCUGCGGAUCCUAAAACCCUUUGUUUUGUGCGCAGGAGCUGGACUCGACUAUUAAAACGAUUAACUAUGCAGUAAACAGCCUCGAAAUGAUGGCCCGGGUAUGAUUUCCUGUUUAAUGAGAUUAUAAGGCCUUUGUUGUCGACAGAAACCUGGUAGAAAAAGCCGAGGCCUUGUGUACAGAUAUGCGAGCUGUGCCACAUAGCAGGCGUUAUUCAUCAAAUAGAAAUGUCGCUUUUAUGUUAAAGUGAAGGGCUUGGGGUGGCUGUGUUGGUAAUCUGACUUGUAAAACAGUAUUUCUUGUCCACUGCCAAACCGUCGCUGGUUGUAUGUAUAAUUAAAUUGCAGGUGGAGGCUCCUCGGAUACUUAUUUAUGAUUCAGCGGACAAAAGCAUUGCGCUGCGUUGUGAUUAUUGACGGAUUCAAGCGUCCUUGAGGUCCAGAUAAAACAGAUUCAGGGUUUUAUUUUUCCUUUAAAGCUCUCUGUGUGUGAAUAGUAAUCAGGGUGUGGACUGGAGCAGUCCUUUCUCGUGGUUUUCAUGCUUCGUUUGUUGGUCUGAAUUGGUCCACAGUCAAUCAUAAUCCGAGGGUGAAGUGAAGGAAGCUCUCAAGGUAAGGGGACCUGAGCAGGCAGCAGGAAAAAGGGAUCAAGUGUCUUUUCAUGUGCUACACAGAGAUUGAUUCACCUCAUGGUCGUAUAGAUAAUUGUGUAGAUAUUCAGUUCUCUGUGCCUUGUUUGCGUUUCAUGGUUUACCUGUAGCUGACAGGCUUUUAGCUUCCUGUAGGCCUAUAAACACACAGGAGCUGUAAAGGCAGGCCCAGUGUAUGUGUGUGUGAUUUAGAGGAAAGGAAAGCACCGUUUACUGUAAUCUGCAUAACGUCAGCCCCUGCUGUGUGUGUUGAAAUCACCAAGGUGUUGUCAUCCUAGCCUGAAGCCUUCUCCGGUCAGUUUUCUGGAAUUUGCCUUCAUGCUGCAGCAAUAAGCAAUACUUGUCAUCUGUCAGGGAGUCUCCUUUAGUUUGGUCACAAGGGUCGAAACACGCAGACUGAUCUUUCAGGAGGGCAUCGGGUCUGUUUUUAUCUUUUUCUCUCAAGACUUUAAGAGUGUCAGGUUUCCUGCAAGGACAGAGAGGUCUGGUAGAAGUGGGAAACAGUUAGUGUAUGCCUGCCCGCACCAUGAUGGCCUCUGACAUGGCUGAGACGUGGAGGAACUGUUUUGAGGAGGAGCUCAUCUGCCCCAUCUGCCUGCACGUGUUCUCAGAUCCCAUCCAGCUGCCCUGCAAGCACAACUUCUGCCGGGGCUGCAUCAGCGAGGCCUGGGCCAAAGACUCCUCACUGGCCCGCUGCCCUGAGUGCAAUCAUGCUUACACGCAGAAGCCCAGCCUGGAAAAGAACCACAAACUGUCCAACAUAGUCGAGAAGUACAACGCCCUGAGCGUGGAGAAGGCCACCACGCCGGCGCUGCAGUGCAUCCUGUGCCGCCGAGGCCCGCCACUCCCUGCAGUGAAGGUCUGCCUGCGCUGCAACGCCCCGUGCUGCCAGUCCCACGUCCAGACACACCUGCAGCAGCCCUGCUCAGCCCUCGGGCACCUGUUGGUGGAGGCGGAGGCGGUGAAGGCCUGGACCUGCCUGCAGCACGACGAGUACAGGCUGUACCACUGCGAGGCCGAGCAGACAGCGGUAUGUCAGUACUGCUGCUUCGCCCGCUGCCACCCCAGCCACGGCCACGCCGUCACUGACGUGGAGCUGCGACGCAACGACAUCAGACAAAGCCUGUUACGACAGCAGGAGCGCGUGGAGGAGCGAGUGCAGGAGAUCGAAGAACAGCUCUGCAAACUCGACUCUGACAAGUGUGUGGUGGAGGACAGGGUGUGUGAGCUGAAAGAGGAGGUGCGUCUGCAGUACCAGCGCAUGCACCAGCUCCUGGAGGAGGAUCUCGGUCGGACACUGGAGGCUCUGGACCGGGCUCAGGCUCGGUUCUGCCAGGAGAACGCUGCCCAGGUUCUAGCUCUGGGUGAGCAGCGCCACGAGGCCCAGAAGCUGCUGAGCUCCAUCCACACGGCCUUCAGUAAGGCGGAGGAGCUGAGCUUCAUGAAAAACACCAAGCCGGUUAAAAUCCUCACAGACAGGUCUCAGGCAUGCGUGGGCAGCAGUCUCCCUCCUUACAAAGUGGGGAAUUUAAACUCUAAACUGUUCCUCUCAGAAAUCUCAAAAAGAGAGAAGAGCUUGAAGAGAACGCUGGAAGCUCCCCUCACCCCUCCAUCGACCUUCCUGCAGUCUGUCCCUGCGUAUCCCAGCGGUCAGAGCUCCGGCUCUGGAGCAGAGAAACGGAAACAUUCCACUGCCUUCCCAGAGGGAAACGGGAACGUCGGAAAAAACGCCGCUCCUGGUUUCAAGGACUCCUCCUCCUCCUCUUCCUCGUCUUCUUCCUCAUCGCUAGCCAAGCAGCCCUACCUGGGCUCCAGCUCUGCCUCCGGAGAAGGUCAGUCCACCAAUCAGCAGCCUCUCGGCCCCUGCGGCCCGCCUCACAUCAGCGAGAGCGGCGGGACGGGAAGCGGAAGCGGCUCUCUGACCAACCACCAUUCAGGCUCCGUGUUCGGCUCCUCGCACUUUCCUCCUGGAGGCAGCAGCUCCUCGCACUCCUCCCAGCAGGCCGUGCUGCCUCAAUACGGUGGCCGUAAGAUCCUGGUGUGCACAAUGGAUAACUGCUACUGCUCCGGAGUGCCCUCGGUGUCGGGCCACCGCAGCCAUCCCCCGUACCCACGCUCUGGCUCUUUCCCCUGGGUCAGCGCCCAAGACUACCCCCCUCCUCCCGGCCUGGCCUCUGGAGGUCCGUCCAUGCAGGGCUUGGCAGUGAGGGACUGGAUAGACGCCUCGCAGACACACAGACAUGCAGAUUUUUACGGGCUGUACGGGCAGCCUUCUACAAAGCACUACGUCACCAGUUAACAGAGUAGAGACACACACACACACACACACACACACACACACUUGGAUAUAAAGACAGGCACCAAAAUAGCACACCUUUACCGUCUUAUUAACCGGAAAAAACACAGUUAUACUAUACACACCUUAAAAUAUUCAGAUUUAUAUCCACACACACACACACACAGAUCUAGAAUACGUACACACAUUCGGGGGCAGGGUUGAUCUCUUUGUGUUUUUAUUUUCUUCUUUCCUUUAUUUUCAGUCAGUGUUUCAUGUAGUGUAUUAUACGUAAAACGCAUAAACAAGCCAACACGCUCACUCUGGCACAACUUAGCUCAGCAUCGUACACAUAAACAAGAGACAAGAGAGGCCUCAGAGGAGAGCGUGACAUGCAUCUUUUUUAUUUAUAGAUCAGGAGGUGGAUUGAUAGGAGACGAACUUUUACUAGAAAACGCCUCUCCGCGGCUUCUCACUGACGCUAAAGGGAAAAGAGAUUAAAACCGUGCAGUGUUGAGCUUUCCAGUUUAGCGCCUCAUGUUUCUCUGAUAUAAUCACCCCUCUAGUUGUACUGAGGUCAGUUGCCUUAUGUUAUUAGCAUCAUAUUUUUCUCUGCCCAGCUCACUUUGUCUGGUCGAUCCUUUAAAGAGGGUCCACGGUCCCUUCGUGUCUCUUGAUUUUCAUCGUCAUGGCACUUCUUCCUUUCUUUGCUGAGUUCAGGGAUGGAUCGUACGGCUUGAACACAAAACGCUCUUCCAUGGAACACCCACAAUGCACUUGUGGACGCCUUGUUAUGCCUGGACUACAGAUGCCGACCCGCAGAGGGACACUAGAGCGGCAUCCGAAGGGCCGGUCGACCCCGGCCUAAAGAGUUUUGGGGAUUAUUCUUCGCACUCCCUUCCUGCUAUCAGGCUUCCCACAGGACAGAAAAACUUCUGACAAAGACUGUUUCCAUUUAGUAAUUACUAUGACUUUGUGUUAUUUGGUACAUCUGUAGGUUUCACGCUUGUCUAGAGAGACUCUGUGAUCGUAGAGAAAAAGGCAAGACUGGACAGACCAAACCAAUCAAGCAUCUGGAGGAUCUGACGAUGCUGUAAUUGUACUUCCUGCAGGGCAAAGAUGUCACUUCCUCUCAAUAAGCACACGAGCUCUUGGCUUCCUGUUUGCAGCUGAAAGCAUGCAAGGAAGAGUUUUUUAAAGCACUCAAAAGAAGAACAAUGGGGGGAACAAAACGUAUGCAGUUUUAAAAUGAGUGUAUGGAAGAAAAGGAGGGUGGGAGGAAUUUUUUUCAUGAACUUUUUCUAAAAGAACAAGACUCUGGACUGCGAGAUGUAAGCAAUUGUUAUCAUCCUAAAAAGGAGCUGUUACAACAGUCAACAUAAAGAGGAGAAAAAAACAACAACAUAAAAGUAUCUUUUUUUGUAAAUAUUUUGUGAAAUGGAAAAAUUACAGACGUGAUUUGGAGGAGGGUUCCAAAUAAACGAACAAAUUUAAACCAGUC
Epinephelus moara (kelp grouper) is the source of this 5229-nucleotide messenger RNA. It is a transcript of the gene trim8b, whose product is annotated as tripartite motif containing 8b. Bases 1965 to 3752 code for a protein of 595 amino acids. The record is from RefSeq and is a predicted model, not a curated record. The transcript is spliced from 5 exons. Lineage: Eukaryota; Metazoa; Chordata; Actinopteri; Perciformes; Serranidae.